AUGGCGGCAUUUGGUCCACCACAAUCACCGGCCAUUUUAUCCAUUACCCAAACGCAGCUCUACACCAUAUUGGUCACCUGGGUGGCAGGCCAUGAUGGCGGCUUUGACCAAACCUUUACCCUAGACAUUAAGGAGGCUAGUGAUGACGAUAGUAACUACGUCACCAAAAUGACCUUGGCCGACCCAGGUCACCGCAAUAAUGUGACGUCACUUCUAGCAGAUCUAAAAAUUGGCGUUAAUUACACAUUAAAGCUGGCGUCAACCAGUACCAAGCCCUUGUUCCAGAAGCGCAUGGACGAUUCCGUGGACUUCUACAGAGACUGGAAUGACUACAAAUAUGGCUUUGGAAAUCUGAGCGGGGAACACUGGCUAGGUAAUAACAAGAUGUAUCUUCUCACCUCCCAAGACGACUAUGAGCUGCGUGUCGACAUGGAAGACGCUGCAGGCAUUUGGGCCUUCGCCCAAUACGACCACUUUGGGAUCUCAUCGGAAGCGACAAAAUACCGGCUAAGAUUGGGAAAUUAUUCUGGAAACGCGG
This is a messenger RNA of Lingula anatina, 538 nucleotides long. Its product is annotated as ficolin-1-like. Gene Ontology annotation, molecular function: protein binding. The record is from RefSeq and is a predicted model, not a curated record. NCBI's taxonomy places the organism in Eukaryota, Metazoa, Brachiopoda, Lingulata, Lingulida, Lingulidae.